GAGUUCGCGGACCAGUUCUUCAGACAAUACGAGGCUUGGGCCAUUGUGAAAUCCAAGCAGAAGCCCGUAAUUUUUUGGCGAGGGGGCAGCACGGCGAACUACACCAUCGUGCAAGAAGUUGCCAUGGACUGGCGGCAACAUGCAAGGCUUGCGAAACUCCAUACCCCAGAUGACGCUGCUGGCCUGGCACUACUCUGGCCUGGCACUGCCAGGAAGAUUUCAGUGUACCAGCCGUAUGAGUCCGACGAGCCAUACUCGAGUGAUUCUUUAGGGAUCUGGCUCGCGGAGCAGUUCGUGAAAUCCGAGCCGCCGCCAGCCACACAGCCGGAGCUUGUAAAGACCGUAGUUGGCAUGACUUUCAGAGAUAUGGUGUUCGGUCCGUUGGAUCAAGGCCAGCAUGUCAUGUUGGAAGUUUACGCCCCAUGGUGUGGUCACUGCAAGAAGCUUGCGCCCGAGUAUGAGAGGUUUGCAAUAAAAAUGGCAGAUGAGGGAAGGACUAUCGUGGUUGCAAAGCUGAACGGGGACGCAAAUGGGAUUCCGUAUGGUGGCUUUGAGUACACCGGCUAUCCUACAAUUUUUUAUUUGGCGCCUGGUUCCGCGGAUAUUGUGAAGCUUUCGGAGCGAACGGCCGAAGACUUGCACAACUUUGUUCGCAAGAACAGGGUGCCGACCAAGCCCAAAGCCGAAGACAAGGAGGUCAAUCCGAAGGUUGGCAUGGACAAGAUGCUUGAAAACUUUCGGUCGGAGGACAUUCCAGUGCAACAGACCAGUCCGGUGCUGACUGUCGUGCUGAAGAACUUCAUUGAGACGGUUUUCAAUGAUAUCCGUCAUUGCAUUGUGAUGCUGUAUGCUAAAGGCUGUCCACACUGCCAGAAUAUGAUCCCCUUGCUGGAUUCCUUUGCAUCCGUUGUGGCACACAGGGAGGGCCUUUCUGUUGCCAAGAUGGACGGUCAAGCGAAUGAUCUGCCAAUCAGCGGAUUCGAAGUGAAGGGAUACCCGACGCUCUUCUUCAUCGAGGCAGGGCAGAAGGAGCCGGCGAAGAGCUUCAUUGGUAGCAACGCUUUGUCGCAAAUGCAGCAGUACCUGGAGUGGGCAUCCAUCGCCGCCCGCUUCGUGGCUUUCCAGGAUUGGGGCGGCGGUGGUGGCAAAGAUUGGGGCGGCGGGGGUGGCAAGGAUUGGGGUGGCGGAGGUGGCAAGGAUUGGGGCGGCGGUGGUGGUGGCGGCAAGGACUGGGGUGGUGGUGGAAAGGACUGGGGAAACAGCUAUGGAGCAGGCUGCAAGGGAGACGGAGCUUGCGGGGGAUACGGAGGAGGAUCUGGUGGAUGUGCCAGUUACGGUGGCUAUGACAAAGGCGGUGGCAAAGGAUUUGCAGGUGCAGGCGGAGGCAAAGGCUUCAGCAGUGGCGGAUGUGGCAAAGGUUACAGCAGCUACAGCAGUGGGCCUGGAUGUGGAGGCAAGGGCUAUGCUGGCUGUGGAAGUAACUGGGGAGGCUACGGUGUGUGGCAGCCCAUGUUUAACCCCAUGAUGAAAGGCUUUGGCAAGGGUGGUCUCAGAACCUUCGCGAACGACCGAAAGGUGUUCAUUGGGGGCUUGCCGCCAGACAACUGCAGUGUAGAGCUGAACAAGAAGCUCAAGGAACAUAUGUGCACUGCAGGGCCUGUCUGUCUCUAUGCAGAGGUUGCCAGAAAUGGGAGUGGAGGUGCAGCCUUCAAAUCCAGUGAGGAUGCGGCUGCGGCAAUCGAGGCAUUGAACGGCUCCGUGUUCGACGGCAUCACGCUGUCAGUUGACAGCUGGGGCUUCAAGCUACUCGCAGAAAAGAAGCCAGGAGACUUGAGGCAUGUCUGCAAGCUUGAUCUCUUUACGCUGUCAGGGCAUGCUUGCGUAGGCAGCGAGACCUUGGGAGCCAAGCUUUCGCUCGCAGAAUCCGCCCAGGACGCUUUGGAGAAGGAGAAACUGGACCUGCAGAGUCAGCUCAAGUCCCUUGAAACCCAGAUUUCUGCGCGAGUCGCAGAAGUCGAGGCAAUUCGGGCACAGGUCGCCGAGGCUGCGGCCACAGGUGCGUCUGACCCUAUGGGCUUUGAAGCCGGCGCCCGUGCCUUGGAGACGGCAGAUGUGGAGGAGCUUGCGGCCAGCUGGAAGGAGCAUGGCCAGAAAGCGGUAGAAGAUGCGCAGGCCCGGGCGGCUGCCGUAAAGCAGCAAACGACAGAGGAGCUUGAUCGCCUCGUGCAGAGAUUCAUGGAGCUGGUGCAGCAGGUGCAGGAUUCGGAGGCCUAUCAGUCCACAGCACUGAAUCUCCAAUCAGCAGCAGAACAGGGCAUGGCAUCAGCCUCCCAGGCAAUGGCCCAGGCAACGGCAGCUGCUGAAGGAUUGCAAGAACGAGCAGCAUCUACAAAUGUCCGGUCCCUCCUGGAACAGGGCGCGGCAUCAGCAUCCGAGGCCGCUGGCCAGGCAAUUCGACGAGAUAGAUGA
Messenger RNA from Symbiodinium necroappetens, 2469 nucleotides. NCBI's taxonomy places the organism in Eukaryota, Dinophyceae, Suessiales, Symbiodiniaceae. The record is from the annotation of a GenBank genome assembly.